AUGAAGCUUGAGAUAUCGGCGUUGGAGCAUAGCUGCUUUGAAGCUAAGAAAAUACAGGAAGAAGAAACUGCUGAAGAAAAUACUAGGAUGAGUUUGUUAAUUCAAGAUCUUGAGCUGUUCAAUGUUUGGGAUGCAAAGAAAACUGCUGAAUUUUCCGAAAUGGAAAAUAAGGAACUUAGGAAGAAGCUUGAUACACAUCGGAGACAAAUACUAGGGUAUUCUGAAGCACUUCAAGAAGAACUGAAAGAGGAAAAGUUGAAGGCAAACGAAGAAGCGGAGGAUCUAGCUCAAGAAAUGGCUGAGUUCAGUCUGUUCAGAUAUACCGAUCGAAUGACAGGUUUGCUUGAAGAAGAGUGUAAGCAUCGUGCUUGCAUCGAGCAAGCAUCGUUACACAGAAUUGCUGAGUUAGAAGCACAGAACGGACCAAAUCCAUUGCCGCUCUCCGACAUCUUCAUGAACGCCGAAGGUAGUAGCAUUCCCCGUAUUACAUGGUUAAUAUUCCAGCGUCAGUUCUCACUCUUAUGGCUGUGGAUCGAUCGAAGGAUUGUACAACGAUAG
This is a messenger RNA of Malus domestica (apple), 558 nucleotides long. The record is from RefSeq and is a predicted model, not a curated record. Lineage: Eukaryota; Viridiplantae; Streptophyta; Magnoliopsida; Rosales; Rosaceae.